Messenger RNA from Enterobius vermicularis (human pinworm), 425 nucleotides. Lineage: Eukaryota; Metazoa; Nematoda; Chromadorea; Rhabditida; Oxyuridae. The record is from the annotation of a GenBank genome assembly.
AUGUUCCAAAGUGUGGCAGGGCUGAAGGUUACUGGAAAGGUGGAUAAAGCGACAAAAGAAAAGAUGUUGGAAAAAAGGUGCGGUCUUCCAGAUUACGCCGGCGCUGGUGUCGCUAAUGUGAUUACAAAAUGGCCUAAACCGACGGCGACAUAUUCUAUAUUGAACUACGUCGAUGGUGUAACACCUGAACAAGUUCGGAAUGUUUUCCAACAAGCCUUUGAUAAAUGGUCUGCAGUGAUACCACUGAACUUUUCAUAUGUUGCUUAUGACUAUGACGCUUAUAUGAGAUUUGCUUAUAUUGAUGGCAAAGAUAAAACAUACGCAUUCUCGACAGUAGGCUAUAACCCAGGCAAAUAUAAAAAUGGCAUUCUUUUUGACAGUGGUGAUUCAUGGUGCGACAAAGACCCUGAAAAAAUAAAGUAAGA